AUGAGGCCCGUGACAGUCCUCGCCCUACUGGCCCUGGCCGCACUGUGCCUGGCUGGCGCGGCAGAUGCGAAGCCCAGCAGUGUGGAGUCCCGCAGAGGUGCAGCCUUCGUGUCCAAGCAGGAGGGCAGCAAGGUGGUGAGGAGGCUCCGGCGCUACCUGGACUCCGGGCUGGGAGCCCCAGCCCCCUACCCGGAUCCCCUGGAGCCCAAGAGGGAAGUCUGCGAGCUCAGCCCCAACUGUGACGAGCUGGCUGACCACAUCGGCUUCCAGGACGCUUACCAGCGCUUCUAUGCACAGUCUAGAGAGGGCAGCACCCCCCCCAACCCCGGCUCCCCUCCCCUCUCCCUGGCCCCCCUGCCCCGCAAGUGUGGGGUCCCCAUCAUCCCAGCUGCUCCAGAAUAA
This is a messenger RNA of Odobenus rosmarus divergens (Pacific walrus), 402 nucleotides long. It is a transcript of the gene BGLAP, whose product is annotated as bone gamma-carboxyglutamate (gla) protein. Gene Ontology annotation, cellular component: extracellular region. Gene Ontology annotation, biological process: regulation of bone mineralization; response to vitamin K; osteoblast differentiation. Lineage: Eukaryota; Metazoa; Chordata; Mammalia; Carnivora; Odobenidae. Gene Ontology annotation, molecular function: structural constituent of bone; calcium ion binding; hydroxyapatite binding. The record is from RefSeq and is a predicted model, not a curated record.